This is a messenger RNA of Postia placenta MAD-698-R-SB12, 2439 nucleotides long. RefSeq lists its product as hypothetical. NCBI's taxonomy places the organism in Eukaryota, Fungi, Basidiomycota, Agaricomycetes, Polyporales, Adustoporiaceae. Bases 1 to 2439 code for a protein of 812 amino acids. The record is from RefSeq and is a predicted model, not a curated record. Gene Ontology annotation, cellular component: post-mRNA release spliceosomal complex. The transcript has 9 exons. Gene Ontology annotation, biological process: mRNA splicing, via spliceosome.
AUGGAACACGAUACCAUUAAGCGCGCUUCAAAACACAAGGUCUCUCAUGUCACCGCAGACCACGGUAGCAAGAGAAAACGAAAGCACAAAUCCGACAAGGAAAGUGGCAGCAAACGCCGACAUAAGGGAGACGCGGAGCGGCACAUUCACAUUGUGGACGAUGACCCGGACGCUGACAUGUGGGAGGAGAAGAACAUAGAUAUGGAUGGGGAAGAGCCUGUCGCAGCCAAUAUCCCGACGACGGAGAGCCUGAAAUUGACUUCGCAUGCUUCGGUUGAGCCGACUGAUCCACCAUUACCGCCCCCGACUAGGACGGAGACCACAAUCAAACGAGAUGAAUGGAUGCUCAUGCUCCCCUCAACACCUCUCGUUCCCGACGUUCAGUCACGCCUGGAGGCGCCUACGGGUGAUGAAUUGCUAACGGAAGACUACGGAGAACCAUCACAGAAUGCGCGUAACAUGAGUGGAGCUGUCGACUUCUUCUCCAGUCUGGGAACAGAUAUUAGGAAGAGGAAGUCUCAACCAGAUCGACCAGAUCCCGACAAGCCUCAUAUUAGCCACAGGGAACUGAACACUGCUAUUAAAGAAGGCACAUCUAUUGAUGAUGUACCUCCCCCCACACCCAAGGCUCAGGUGCCUGGAGGGCCUGGUUCCCAAUGGCGGAUGAUGAAACUCAGGCGCGUAUAUGAGCAAGCGGAGGAAGAGGGGAAAUCUGCCGAGGAAGUAGCACUUGAUCGCUUCGAAUCUCUCUCAGCGUUCCGGGAUGCUCAAGAAGAGCGCCGCAUACUUGAUGAGCGUGAAGGGCGGCGCGCAAGCAGGGGCAGCGACUCGGAACGUAAGGGGAAGGGAAGGGGACAGGGACAAGGCAGCGGUCGUCCCGAACAGCGAUUCAUGUUCUCCGACGUAGGCGGGAGCGCCAUGUCGAGCCGUAGCUCAUCCUUCCGCCGCCCCGACCUCGGUGCGAACACACCGGCGACGCCGACGCCCGAAACACGCGCGGGCGCGAGCAACCCCAAUCGACAAUUCGACUCGAUUCGCCUGCCCUCGCAGGCGGGUACACCCGGCCAGCGGGGGCAAUCGCAGUUGCACACGCCCAUCCCGUCCGUGAUGACACCGUCUGCGUCGCUCGUGGGUGCGCGUGGGCGGGCGCUCUCGCCGUCGUCGCUCAACCGGAUGCAGGCGAAGGUUCUGCGCGCGAAGCUGACUGGCGCGUCUGACGCGGAGAACCUGGAGAAAGAGUACGACGAGGAAAUGCGUAAGGCGCAAGGUGUGGAAAAGGGUGGCGUGCGGACAAAGGUGGAAGUGCUACCGACACUAGAUGCGCGGGGACGGCUGUACGAUGUGGGCCAGGGUAGAGAUGAUUCCUCGUUACCAGCAGGGAAUCGCAAGCGGAAUCCGCAGUUCGAGACGCACGAUCGUAAGACGGGCGAGCGAGUCCGUGUCAACCCCGAUGACGACGAGAUCACGUUGGGUGAGAUGCUCCGACAGGAGCGUAUGGGGGCUGGCCAGGCAGACCAAAAGAAUCUGGACGCGGAGUUCGCGAGGCAGAUCAUGACCGAUGCCAAGUUCCAGAACGAUAUCGAGUAUCUGGACGACAACGCGGAGAAACUCGCGAGGAAGAAGAUGCGCUCGGACGCCAUGAAGCGCCAAUUUGCCAUCAAUGAUUACAAACAAACGCAAAAGGUUCUCGCGACGUGUCCGUUUUGCUUUGGUGAGGACGAUUCGUUACCGAAGGCGCCUAUCAUUGCCAUGGGCACCCGGGUGUACUUGUCGUGUACACUGACGGAUGAGCUCGUUGAGGGGCACUGUAUCAUUGUGCCCAUACAACAUCACUUGAACAUGCUGGAGGGUGACGACGAUGUUUGGGACGAGGUCCGGAACUUCAUGAAAUGCCUGAUGCGCAUGUUUGCGGAGGAAGACAAGGGCGUCGUGUUCUACGAGACUGUGAUCAACCUAAAAUGGCAGAAGCACACAGUCAUCGAGUGCGUGCCCCUACCGUGGGUGCAUUUCGAGCAAAUACCUGGAUACUUCAAGGAAUCGAUCUUGAUGUCGGAGACUGAAUGGUCACAGCACAAAAAGCUCAUCGACUUCUCAGCGCGACCAGGCGGUUUCCGCCGCGCGAUGGUGCCCAAUCUGCCGUACUUCAUGGUGCAGUUCGACUACAAGGGCGAGAAGGGCUACGGGCAUGUCAUCGAGGGAACAGGUGAAUCAGCUGGCACUGGCGAGGACCCGGAAGGGGACAUCGAUGAGGGCGAGAAGGGCGGUGGUGAAUUCCCUAGAUAUUUCGCUGGCGAGAUCAUCGGCAACUUGUUGGACCUGGAGCCCAGGCGGUGGCGGAGACCACGGCGCGUUGAUUUCUACCAAAACAGAGAACGCGUCGCAAAGUUCAAGAGCAAGUACGAUAAAUAUGACUGGACUGGCAUGAUAGGACAGUCUUGA